This is a messenger RNA of Dreissena polymorpha, 894 nucleotides long. RefSeq lists its product as uncharacterized. The transcript is spliced from 6 exons. Lineage: Eukaryota; Metazoa; Mollusca; Bivalvia; Myida; Dreissenidae. Bases 108 to 788 code for a protein of 226 amino acids. The record is from RefSeq and is a predicted model, not a curated record.
CUUGCUUCGUCACUGAGCAUUUAAGUUGUUUUACAAGAGCAUUCACUGACUGCCUAAAUUACGGACGUUUGGAUUUAAGCAACACUGUAACCAUUUUCGAAGUGAUAAUGCUGGCCGGAAAGAUAGGUUUGGUGAUUCUUCUUGGCGUCGCUGUUACACAAGUACUGACACAGAAUUGUGAUGCUAAUGCUGUCAUGGAGAGGUAUCAGUCGUGCACCACAAUUCCAAUCGGGAUAUCUCAAACCACGACAUCCGCCAUGAUCAACGCUUUGUGCCAAAAUGUUGAAUGUACCAUACAGUGCGUGGCAGACGCCGUGGGAACCUGCUACAAAACCGAUGCCUUUUUUAAUUAUGACCCCGUAAUGUUUAAAGUGGCAUCUCGACUGAUGUGCAAACAGUCGCAAGCAAUGCUGGAUAUUUUACAGCACUGUUCGAAACAAAUGUUCAUCGACAACACCUGCUUCACCACGUUUGCGAGUUCAUUGCUGUCAGCAGUUGGACACUUCACGAGCGGGAACUAUGCUAGCUACAAGAGCGCAAUGUGCAGUGCAACCAAUGCCUUCGUGGCAUGCCUUGGAAACGCCCCAUUCGGGACGUCAGGGACAUGUACUGCUGACAUGGCGGCAUUCGCCACGGGAGCCUUCGUUGUUUCCUACAGCUACUCCGAAUGCGGUAGUGCCCAGACACACCAGUACUUCACUACUUACGCCGGUGACGUCACUUGUGGUGCAAGUCGAUUUGCCAUGACAAUUGCAUACGCAAUAUCCGCUUUAAUUCUAGUGAUUUGAAAAAUACUUUAUUUGUUUACUUAACUAUUAAUACCAUGGCAAGGAUUUAAAUGUUAAAUUGACAUAUUGUAUACAUGUUUUUAUUAAACAUAAGUAUUUCGUCUUA